GAUGUGCGGCCGACUUCCAUUUUACAACAAGGACCACGACGUGCUUUUCACUUUGAUCCUGAUGGAAGAAGUGAAAUUUCCAAGGCAAUUGAGUAACGACGCUAAAGACUUGCUCGGAGGACUACUGGUGAAAGAUCCCGCUAAGAGAUUAGGCGGCGGUCCCGAAGAUGCCAAACAGAUAAUGGUCCAUUCUUUCUUCAGCAGCAUCAAUUGGAGAGAUUUGGAACAAAAAAAGAUUCCUCCGCCAUUCAAACCCCAAGUGUGUAGUGAUACAGACACUCGGUAUUUCGACUCAGAGUUUACUGGAGAAAGUGUGGAAUUGACCCCACCUGACAGCAACAGAUUACUGGGCUCCAUACAGGAAGAGCCUUAUUUCCCUCAAUUUAGUUUCCAGGACCUGUCAUCUACGCUGGGCAGCUCAUCGGCAUUGUGAGCAGCGGAGGCGCGACAGGGGCGGCUAGCGCUGCGGGAGCAGGCAGCUUGACCAGCGUCGCGCCUAUGCAGUGACGUAGUCAGCGUCCUUGGCCGACCUGCCGGUCACUCAACAGUUCCUGGGUACUUAUAGAAAGUAUUUGAAAUUCGCGCGCCUGUGUUUGCCGGUUGACAUGGACACUGACGUUUGAUCGUUGACAAUUGACAGAUGAAGGAGAGGAAAUGCCCACAGGACCGACUACAAAUUCUAAAAUGCAGUUGAAAACCACAAAAUGAAACAACAAGACUACUCGUAUCUGGAGUGUAAAAAAAAAUUGUAGAAUUCUUAUAUACAAC
This is a messenger RNA of Acanthoscelides obtectus, 768 nucleotides long. Lineage: Eukaryota; Metazoa; Arthropoda; Insecta; Coleoptera; Chrysomelidae. The record is from the annotation of a GenBank genome assembly.